AUGACAACGAUGUCCAUCCAACUGCGACGUGUGGUGUACCUGUUGGUACUUCUGCAGUGCUGUGCGUGUUUGGCCCAAGAAGGAGCAAAUGGUGUGUGGGGAGAAGCGUUGGAUGAACACCAGGACGUUUUGGUGGCGGAAAAAAAGGCAAAAGCAUGGAUGAAGAAGGUGAGUGAAUAUCUUGCGGAGGGGAGAAGUUAUUCAUCAGUGUUGGAGGGGGUUGUGAAUUUAUCAAACGAAAGUUCCAAACUUGCGAACUCGACCGCGUUGGAUUUCAAAAAACUUGUGGAGGAAGUUGAAAAGAAAGCAAUGGAGAAAGUUGAACCAAAAUACAAACUCGAGGACGAUGAGAAAAGGACACUCGAAGGAUUGGUGCAGAAGGUUAACAAGUCAGUUGACGAUACGGGAUCAUUGGUGAACGAUACAAAGUGGGCAAAUUAUGCGUGUUCUCUUUCACGUGAUACCUUGGUAAACGUGUUAAAUGGGUUCGACGGAAGUAGAGUCUAUUAUUUAAGUAAACUUGCUGAACCGAAUAAAACGUACUGGACACUGGAUAACGUGAAACUUGCGAGAAUCAGCAAUAAAACGUACCACGAUGUAUAUGCACUAAAGGAAAAAUAUGGUGUUUUGGCUGAUUUGAGUACUCGAUCCGUUAUAGAGGCCAUGGAACGAAUGGAAGGGGUGCAGAAAACGAUGGAUGAGAUUAAAAAGAAACUCGAAAAUAUUAAGGAAAAGGUGGUGGAAGGGGAGCUCGACGGGAUUGUGAAGUUGGUCGAUGAGGUCGUGAAUUCAUGCACGCCUUUUGUUGGGGUAGAUAAGGCGUGGGUUGAGAAAAGAAAGUUACCGGCGAAAACGAACGUUGAUGCGAAAAUGAAGGCAAAAAAAAAAGAGAUAGAAAAGCAGAUACCAGGGGAGAUAGAGGCCGAAGAAAAAAGGAUGGUUCAAGAAGAACAGGCGAAAAGGGAUGAGGCAGCGAGACUGGAAAAAGAAAGACUAGCGAAACUGGAAGAAGACAAGAGACUGGCUAAGGAGAAGGAGAGAUUGGCUCAAGAAGAACUGGAGAGAAAGAAAAAAGCUGAAGAAGAUGCGGAAAAGAGAAGGACAGCAGAAGAGGCGGGGAAGAGAAAAGCUGAUGAAAAGAGAGCCCAAGAAGAAAAAGCCAAACAAGAUCAGGAGAGGAGGGAUGCAGAAGAAAAAGCUAGAGUUGCAUUGGAGAAGAAAGAAAAAGAACAGCUGGAACGGGCAGCGGAAGAGGCGAGAAAAAAAGCAGAAGCGACUAAGAAGAAUGACAACAGUCACAGUCCUUCAUUGGUGCACAGUCCCUUUUUGUUGCUUCUGUUGUGUGUGCUGGGUAGCACUCUCGUG
Messenger RNA from Trypanosoma theileri, 1365 nucleotides. RefSeq lists its product as uncharacterized. The record is from RefSeq and is a predicted model, not a curated record. Lineage: Eukaryota; Euglenozoa; Kinetoplastea; Trypanosomatida; Trypanosomatidae. The transcript has a single exon. The annotation marks the transcript as partial.